Molecule: messenger RNA, 1584 nt
Organism: Linum trigynum
Lineage: Eukaryota; Viridiplantae; Streptophyta; Magnoliopsida; Malpighiales; Linaceae
Source: the annotation of a GenBank genome assembly
AUGGCAACAGAACUACUACUGGUCUUCCUUUCUCUAGCCAUCUUCCUAUGGCACUGCCUCCUCAGAAACAAGCACUCACCCGUCUACCAAUGGCCAUUCCUGGGGAUGCUCCCUAGCCUCCUCUUAAGCUUAUACAACUACACACUCCACGACUUCUGCACUCGAGCCUUGAGGCGAACAGGGGGAACGUUCCUUCUCAAGGGACCCAGUUUCAUCAAUGUCGACUUCAUGGUGACGAGUGAUCCCACAAACAUCAACUACAUCUUCAACAAGAACGCGGCCAACUACAAGAAGGGUCGCGACUUCAGGGCCAUAAUGGAUCCUCUGGGCGACGGGAUCUUUAAUGUUGAUGAUGACUCGUGGAAGUUCCAGAGGAAGCUCCUCCAUUCCUUGUUGAACAACCCCGAGUUCGAGGGUCACACCAUGAAGACCCUCGAAAGGAAGAUGAGGAGCAACCUUCUGCCGGUCCUCGACAGAGCAGCAACAAAAGUUGGCGGGGACGAGGCGUUGGAUAUACAGGACGUGUUUAAGAGGUUCAUGUUUGACAACAUGUGCAUGUUGGUAUUGGGAUUCGACCCCAAAUACCUCCCCGCGGGGUUCGAGGGCGGAAGGCUCCCCAAGAGUGCGUGUAGCAACGCCUUCGAUGAGUUGGGAGAGGUGGUGAUAUACCGAUACAUGGUUCCAAUAUGCGUGUGGACGUUUCAACACCGACUUCGUAUUGGAAUGGAGUGGAAGUGCAUUCGAGCCUGGAGCACCGUAGAUAAGUUACUUUAUGGUACCAUCAACAUGAAGAAGCAAGAAUUAGCAACGAAGAAACACUCCGUCGGCAAUGACAAGCGGGAUUUGCUAACUCAAGUUUUGGUCAUGAAAGACGAGGAUGGCAGGGGUGACGAAAAAAUCAUUGAUAAAACUUCCAACAACUUUCUGAGGGACACUAUGUUCACCUUAGUUGCUGUCGGGAGGGAUACCAUCACUGCAAGCCUUACUUGGCUGAUAUGGUGUGUGGUGAACCACCCCAUCGUUGAAAAAAGGAUUUUGGAAGAGCUGGGACUAGCAAUAGCGGCUCGACCACCAACCGAGGUUGAUGAAGAAGAAAGAGGAGGGGGGUUUAUGAACAACAACGAGUUGAACAAACUUGUGUAUCUCCAUGCAACUGUUUGCGAGACACUAAGGUUGUACCCACUAGUUCCAUUCGAGCACAAGUGCGUCGUGGAGGUGGAUGUCCUUCCAAGCGGGCACACAGUUCAUAAAGAAGAGAGGAUAGUGUUUUCCAUAUACUCCAUGGGAAGAAUGGAAAAUAUAUGGGGAAAGGAUUGCAUGGAGUUCAAACCGGAGAGGUGGAUUUCGGAGACAGGAACGAUAUUACAUAUCCCCUCGUAUAAGUUCAUGACCUUCAUAACUGGGGCAAGGACAUGCUUGGGAAAAUCCAUGGCUUUCACUCAAGUCAAGUACCUGGCUAGUGCCCUCCUUUGGAACUACAAGUUUGACCUCAUAGAUAAUGGUCCCUCAGUUAAGCCAACGGUCGGGAUGGUCAUGUUUAUGAAAGAUGGGUUGAAGGCAAGAGUCAUUAAGAGAAAUAAUUGA